AUGAUGAGAGAAAUAUUCCUUCUAUUCCUCCUCUUCUGUUCCUUGAUCGAAUCUUCAGCUUCAAAGAACACCAUUAAAGACCAUCUUCAGAGGGGUUCCUCUCUAUCUGUUGAUGAUAGUUCAGACGUCAUAAGGUCCCCAGACAACACUUAUACCUGUGGCUUCUAUGGUUUCCAAAGCAAUGCUUAUUGGUUCGCAAUUUGGUUCACGAACUCCAAAGAGCGCACAGCGGUCUGGACAGCCAACCGCAACACACCUGUGAAUGGCCGUGGAUCAAAGAUGACAUUUAGGAGAAACGGAGCCAUGGUUUUGACAGAUGUGGAUGGCAUGGUCGUGUGGGAAACAAACACAACCUCCACAGACGUAAAUAGAGCAGUGCUGCUGAAUACAGGUAAUCUGGUAUUGAAGAACCAAAAAGGUCAGAUUCUUUGGCAAAGUUUUGAUUAUCCAACUGAUACUCUAUUGCCUUCUCAAACGCUAACAAAGAGAAAAAGCUUGAUAUCUGCUUUAAGAAGAGGAAGUUUUGAACCUGGGUAUUUUGUUUUGAGCUAUAACAGUAUUAACGUGUUAAUACUGACUUACGACAGCCCAGAAACAACAGUUUCGUACUGGCCUAGUCCCGAUCCUGGAUUUGAUGUCUGGUCUUACGGAAGAACUUCAUACAACACCAGCAGAAUCGCAUUCUUUGAUGAUUUUGGUGUAUUUAGGUCAACCGAUCGGUGGCAGUUUAAUGCUUCAGAUAUGGGUUUUGGGAUCAGAAGAAGGUUAACCAUGGACUAUGAUGGUAAUCUCAGGAUUUAUAGCUUGAACGAUUCAACUGGAUUAUGGUCGAUUUCAUGGCAAGCUAUUGCACAACCAUGUAGUGUUCACGGAAUCUGUGGGAGGAAUGGAAUCUGUGAUAACGGAGUACUACAAUCGGAAUGUUCAUGUCCACCCAACCACCAGCAGACUAACCCUACUGAUGUAAGUCAGGGUUGUACGCCUACUUUCAAUACAACAUGUUCAAACUCAACAAAGUUUGGAUUUUUGGAAAUGCCGAAUACAGAUUAUUAUGGCUUUGAUUUAAAUUCAAUAGAUGCAUUCUUACCAACUUCGUUCGAUGCUUGUAAGGAUAUGUGUUUACGAAAUUGUAGAUGUAUAGCAUUUAGUUACAGGUUAACUGGUGAAGGAUUUUGCUUUAUUAAAAAUGCUCUUUUCAACGGCUUUCGGUCUCCUAAUUUCCCAGGAAGCAUCUACUUGAAAGUACCGAUUGACAUGGAAACAAGAGAAUCUGUCUCAGUUCUUACUACUUCUAACGCCACAUGUGUAGAUGUCGUCACAGUCAUGGUGGGUUCUCCAUCUAUGUAUGAACCAUCUGAAACAAAGGUGAAAUGGGUUUAUCUUUACUCCUUCGCUAUAGCUAUUGGUGUGGCUGAAGCAUUUGUUAUCUUGUUAGGGUGGUGGCUUUUUUAUAGAAAAAAUGCCCUCCUAACCAGCUUAGAAGAGGGGUAUCGUAUGGUAUCAAGUCAGUUUAGAGGGUUUACUUAUCAAGAACUGGUGAAGGCGACACAAAACUUUAAGGUGGAUAUAGGGAGAGGAGGCUCAGGGACUGUGUAUAAAGGGGUUUUGGAAGAUGAAAGGGUGGUGGCUGUGAAAAGGUUAGGAGAUGUGAGCGAAGGUGGAGAGUUUUGGGCAGAAGUGAGCACGAUCGGUAAAAUUAAUCACAUGAAUUUAGUACGAAUGUUGGGAUUCUGUUCACACAAACGACACAAACUUCUGGUGUAUGAGUACGUGGAAAAUCUUUCUCUUGACCAUAGAUUGUUUUCCAUGACUUAUCUUCAAUGGAAUGAAAGAUUCAAAGUUGCCGUAGGCAUAGCAAAAGGUUUAGCUUAUUUACACCAUGAGUGCCUAGAAUGGGUGAUUCAUUGUGAUGUUAAGCCAGAAAACAUUCUUUUAGAUGAGUCGUUCGAACCAAAGAUUGCAGAUUUUGGUUUGGCAAAGUUGACUCAAAGAGGUGGUCAAAACUCGGAGUUUACUAGGAUUAGAGGAACAAAAGGAUAUAUGGCUCCAGAAUGGGCUAGUAACCUUCCUAUCACGGCAAAAGUUGAUGUGUACAGCUAUGGGGUUGUGGUUUUAGAAAUGGCAAGGGGAAUUCGACUUUCUAAUAUUGUUGUGCAGGAAGGGGAAGAGGAAGAAACCGAGCUUAUGAGGUUUGUAAGGGUAGCGAAAACAAAGCUUCAAGGAGAAGAAAUGGAGUCAUGGAUUGAAGAGAUAAUUGAUUCGAGGUUGGGAGGAUUGUUCAGUAUGAAGCAAGCUUCAAAACUUGUUGAGAUUGGUGUAAGUUGUGUGGAGGAAGACCGCAAUAAAAGGCCUACUAUGGAUUCUGUUGUUCACGAUCUAAUCAAUUGCGAGUCGGAGUAG
Messenger RNA from Lactuca saligna, 2400 nucleotides. The record is from the annotation of a GenBank genome assembly. Lineage: Eukaryota; Viridiplantae; Streptophyta; Magnoliopsida; Asterales; Asteraceae.